GCUCUCCCUUUGGCACAGAGCAGGCUGGCAGCACAAGAGCCAUGUGUUUUAGCUCCACGCUUUGAAGGGCUCAAAAAACUUUUUUUCAGAACUGUUUCUGAGAAAGGGGGGGGGGAGAGAGAGAGAGAGAGAGAGACAGAGAGAGAGAAAAGAGGAGGAGAGUUGGGGCGAAAGUGAGUGUAAGUGUGAGCGAGAGAGAUGGGGAGCAGAAGGAACAGCAGACAAAAACAAGCUGUCCUCCAUGUGCUGAUCUGAUCUCAGUUGUUGAAGGAUACUUUAUGUUGGACAAUAUUUCUGCAGGAGACUCGACAACAGGCUGUAAUCCUCACUCGGCACUUCCCAUCCCAUAAUUGAGGAAGUUAGCCACCAGUUGUUUCAACGAUGCAGUGCGACGAGCUCUCAGCCAGAGAGGAGUUCACCUACAGCCACGUGCCCACCCUGGAGAGGGCCAAUGGGUCGCUGGGACGAAGGGGCGACAGGGGAACAGACAGAAGGCCGGACAGGGGGGAGCGGUACAGGCCCGAGCGGGACAGCUACACAGUGGACGUGAGGGCCAGUGACCUGCAGCUGGCCCAGCCGGAGCACCUAAAGCACCCCUGCUUCAGCUACAGGGCCUGGCUCUACAGUGUCCUCAUAGGGGGCAGUCUGCUCGUCACAUCUGGUUUCUCUCUGUACCUGGGAAAUGUGUUUCCUGUUGCCAUGGACUACCUGCGCUGUGCUGCAGGCUCUGGCCUCCCUGCAGCGAUCGCCAGUUUUGCCAUCGCCAAGAACAGACAUGUUGCAGUGUCAGAUUUCCAGGUGGUCUACGUGUCGACAUUUGCAGUGACGACCACCUGCCUGGUUUGGUUUGGAUGUAAACUGGUCCUGAACCCUUCUGCUGUCAAUAUCAACUUCAACCUCAUCCUGAUGAUUGUGCUGGAGGUGUUGAUGGCCAGUACCGUCAUCCUGUCAGCCCGCUCUGCAGAGGACUGCUGCUGCCACAGGAAGCCGGCGACAUACGACAGAUCUGUGGCUCUAAGGCCCGCAGUGUUCCCCACUCGACUCCUCAAAGCCUACUCUGUGAUCGAAGUAAUCGUGGGGAUUUCUGCUGUAUUCGGAGGGAUUAUUGCGCUCAACAUGGACGCUUUGCUGCCUGGCCCCUACUUGUCUGUCACAUUUUUCUGGAUCCUUGUUGCUUGUUUUCCGAGUGCUAUUGCCAGUCAUGUCGUGUCAGAAUACCCCAACAAAUGUCUGGUGGAAGUGCUGAUUGCCAUCAGCAGCGUGACGUCUCCCCUGCUCUUCUCGGCCUCCGGCUUCCUCUCCUGCAGCGUGAUCAGCUUUAUUGAAAUUUUCCUGUACGAUGUGCCUUCGGCCAAGCAAUCCUAUGACAUCCUGCUGCUGAUCUUGAUGGUGCUGCUGCUGGUGCAGGCAGUUCUGACUUCAGCCACUGUGGUGCACUGUGCCUCCUAUAAGAGCCAGCUCCGCAUGGGGGCUCCAGAGUACGACGAGAGCAUGCACGCCUCGACCCAUUACUAUGAGCAGCACGCAGCCAAUGGAACGCUGCAGGAUUUUGACAAAGACAGAGCCUGGAAGGCCGUCGUGGUCCAAAUGGCCCAAUGAACAGUCCUUCAGUACACAGAGAAGUGUGAUGAGAGGUGGGAAAAGGAGGAAUAACACAAACCCUGUAAGCUGUAAGCGCAGGAGUACAAUCCUAAAGAUGUAUUCAGAGAUGGAGAGAGAGAGACAUGGAGGAAAAGGGAGAAGGGAAUAAAGAACAAAAGAUAGAGAAAGAAAUCAGAGAGAGAGGUUUGAAAGAAUGCAAGAAUCAUUUUUUUUUGUUUGUUUUUUAUUAAGAUAUCUGCAUAGGUGUUUUGAGCAUUUUGCUUUGUCUGAUUUCUGUUUGUUAGUUUUUUAUAAUUGUUGCCUGCUCACUGUAGUGAGCAUUAUUUCACCUGGAAAUCGAACCAUUCUCUGUAGUUUAAUAAGUAUUUUUACAUUGACACCAGGUGCAAUGAACAAUCAAGUGAGUUAAAGGAACAGUAUGUAGCAGAAAUGGAAUAUAAUAUUCAUGACUGUGUUUUCAUUAGUGUAUAAUCACCUGAAACUAAGAAUUGUUGUGUUUUCGUUAGUUUAGAAUGAGUCCUUCAUAUCGACAUAGGGAGCGGGUCAUCUACAUGGAGUCCACCAUGUUUCUACAGUAGCCCAGAAUGGACAAACCAAACACUGACUCUAGAGUGAGCCUUUCCUGUUUUUACGUUACCUGAAGGCCGCCUCUGAGCGAGGUCAAUUUUGCUGAUUUUGCAAUCGGCAGUUCACGUUAUUGUAGUUUUGGAAAGGGAGGAAUGAGCGGAGGGGUACUCAGUUGGUUACAAUCUGCAACCUCACCACUAGAUGCCACCAAAUCCUACACACUGUACUUUUAAUGUUUAGUAAGUAUAUAACUGUUUGCUACACUCGGGCCUAAACACAAAGUUUGAGGAUGCUGCUUUGUCAGCAUUAUUUUCGAGGUUGUCUUGUAAGAAGAAAAGAACGUCAGUCUGUAUAAAAAUCAACAAAUGAAACAUGAUUAAAUCAGUGGCAGACUUUAGUCUCUGCAGAUUUUCUUUCCUAACAGUGAACACUGACUUACCCUAGCACUCUGUAAGUUAUAUUUUGUUCUGUAGUAGUUGACCUCUUUGUGUCUACUUGCGUACAGCGGUGUGGUAGUGGUUGCAACAGCUUAUUAUAAGAGAACUGAACCACCUGGAUAUUGGAGAUUAACUGAUGUAAGACAUUUUAACUGAAAAUCUGUUUCAUUUAGGAAAAUAAAACGUUUGUCAUAA
Molecule: messenger RNA, 2801 nt
Organism: Sebastes umbrosus (honeycomb rockfish)
Lineage: Eukaryota; Metazoa; Chordata; Actinopteri; Perciformes; Sebastidae
Gene: mlc1
Product: modulator of VRAC current 1
Exons: 12
Coding region: 382-1599 (405 amino acids)
Biological process (GO): regulation of response to osmotic stress
Cellular component (GO): cytoplasmic vesicle; plasma membrane; endoplasmic reticulum
Source: RefSeq, a predicted model, not a curated record